AUGACCUCGAAUACUCUUCGCUUUACUCGCAGCAUUGCCCUCUUUGCAGCUUUGGCGCAACCUUUGCUCGCCAAAGUCUUUUAUCUUGACUGCGGGUCGACUACAUCAGGCGAUGGAAGCGAAUCGCGUCCCUUUUCAACCCUCAUCAUUGCCAAUCACGCUGUUUUGUGUCCUGGGGACUCACUGAAAAUCAAGUCAGGGACGAUUUGUGCCGGGACACUAUCACCAAGGGGCAGUGGCACCAAGGAGAGCCCUAUUACCUUGACGAAUUAUGGAGAUGGACCGCUACCGAUAAUCAAUGGCUCCGGAGUGGCCGAAGCAGUGAGCUUAACGAAUCAAGAUCACUGGGAGAUCUCAAAUAUUGCAAUUAUCAACCCUGCGUAUUCAGUGGCUUGGAGGCGUGGCAUUGUGGGGACCUCAAGUGAUGGAACAGCUCACCAUGGCCUUUAUAUCCACGACAUUACUGUCUACAAUGUUGCCGGACAGACAAACAAAGCGACGCAAUCUGACGCAUUUAUUGCUUCUGGCGGCAUCCUCGUGAAUGGCACCGAGAACGCCAGUCGCUAUGACGACGUGCAAAUCUAUAACAAUACCAUCUACGAUUGUGGCGGUGGCGGUAUCAAAGUUCGCGUCGGCCAAAUGGACAACCGCGGCAAGGGUACACACGUUUGGGGUAACAACGUAUCGCACGUUGGUGGCGAUGGUGUCGUUGUCUCGUAUGGCGAAUCAUCCAUAAUCGAGCAGAAUACAGCUGGGUUCCUUGGUCACGGCAAAUACCCAUGGACUGGGGGAAACUUCGCAGGCAUUUGGGUGCUGGGAUGUCAAGACGCAGUCAUGCGGUUCAACGUCGUUCACGAUUCCCUCAUGUCACAGAUCGACAGCGAGGCAUUUGACUGUGACUGGGGAAACGAAGGCACGUGUACGGUCGAAUACAACUACAGCCAUGACAAUGCAGGUGGAAUAUUCCUAAAUUGCGAUGGUUGUGGAACUCCCGGCGGUGCACGACAGAUUGUUCGAUACAAUGUAUUCCAAAGCGACUGCCGAGUGUAUAGCAAUGGCGAUAACGUGCAGUUGGACUUUUAUAACAACGUCGUCUACUGUCCACACAAGGAUUUCGAAAUCGCAGUCCCACCUCACACAAAUAUGUCGAACAAUAUUUGGGUCGGAACUGCAAACUCGACUCUGCCGAAAGGAGACGGGAUUGAAUGGAACGCAAACUUGUUCCAGACAGUGCCAAAACCAAUGGAUACUGCCGGUAGCACGGGAGACCCUCAAUUUAUAAGUCCCGACACGGGUCAGAAUACUCUCGACUCAGUGAGUGGUUAUAGGCUAAAGUCUGGGAGUCCUGCAUUGCGCCUGGGUGUUGUAAUCGCCGAUAAUGGAGGUCGGGACUUUUUGGAAUAA
Molecule: messenger RNA, 1404 nt
Organism: Penicillium argentinense
Lineage: Eukaryota; Fungi; Ascomycota; Eurotiomycetes; Eurotiales; Aspergillaceae
Product: right-handed parallel beta-helix repeat-containing protein
Exons: 1
Coding region: 1-1404 (467 amino acids)
Source: RefSeq, a predicted model, not a curated record